AUGCUCGCCCGGUCGAUGAGCGCUGACAUGCAACGCCCGAUCGAGAUCAACCCGCUCUCGCUCAUCUCGUACGACAACAUCCGCGACCUCCAGACCUUUGCGGGCCUCGGCGACCUGCUCUCGCGGCCGUACACGCUGCCCAACUCGUCCGGCGAGCUCUCGCGCCGCUUCCAGCGCAACGUGCUCUUCUUCAUCGCCAACUACGCUGUCGUCUUUGGCUUCUUCACCUUUCUCAAUGCACUCGCGGCGCCGCAAUUCCUCUUUGUGCUCAUGCUCCUCGGCGCAGGCUGGUUCUACUUUGACAAGCUCGCGACAGAAGAGUCGCUGCGGUCGGGCCCGACGUAUCUCUUGGGCGUGCCGACGACAACCGAGCAGCGCAACACGAUCCUCGUCAUCACGUCGCUUGUGCUCUCGGUCAUUUAUGGCGGCCCCGUCUUGAUGUACGCGCUGAGCUCGAGCGUCUUCCUGUGCGCGGCCCACGCGUGCCUUCGCAACGCGCAGCUGCCGACGGACGAAGAGAUGGUGCACUUGCUGCACGUGCAGCCCGCUGCGCCAGCGCCGGAAGAAGUCCAGUACAAGCAGCAGACGUACAUUGUGGUCUAA
Molecule: messenger RNA, 603 nt
Organism: Saprolegnia parasitica CBS 223.65
Lineage: Eukaryota; Oomycota; Saprolegniomycetes; Saprolegniales; Saprolegniaceae
Exons: 5
Coding region: 1-603 (200 amino acids)
Cellular component (GO): Golgi apparatus
Source: RefSeq, a predicted model, not a curated record